Messenger RNA from Oncorhynchus tshawytscha (Chinook salmon), 4179 nucleotides. RefSeq names its product exostosin-like 3. Gene Ontology annotation, cellular component: membrane. Gene Ontology annotation, molecular function: glycosyltransferase activity. NCBI's taxonomy places the organism in Eukaryota, Metazoa, Chordata, Actinopteri, Salmoniformes, Salmonidae. The transcript is spliced from 6 exons. The coding region runs from base 670 to 3378 and encodes 902 amino acids. The record is from RefSeq and is a predicted model, not a curated record.
GUGGUUUGCCAAGCCCUCAACAAUGCAGCCUUGAUCGUGCACACAGGGGGAUCUAGCUACUCGUACAGCGCGCGAUUGGCAUGAACAGGCUUACAAAAAUAAAACUUAACACCGAACAUACCAUUUUGUUAUCAACUUGUAUAACCCGAAAUAUGUUUUGAAGCUGAUUGAAGUAUAUAUAUAUAUUUUUUAAACAUUUUGGAGCCUCAUACCGGGUUUUGACAUUUGGAGGCCUUUCGCUCUUCGGCAGACCCACUCGGACCCAGAUAAUGGGCACAACCUGGGCAGGAGUAGCCGACCGAUGAUGACACUCUGCUGCACUGUGACCAGCCAUGCUCUCGUCCAAGGCGUUUCCCAGAAGGGGCUCCCUUCUCCGACACUGUGCUUACAUAGGUCAGGAAUACAACUACAUCAUACAAAAGGAAUGAUGGCAUGGACUUGUCUGAACUAUGGCACACCUGCAGGAUAAAGGUGAGGUCCCCCGACAUCUGAUACCAAAAGCAAAACCAAAAUCAAGUAGAUCUACAUUUUAUAAGGAAAAAAAGUCAAUGAACAACUGAUGGUUUAGCGUCCACACUUUCACCAUGUUGACGAGGUUGCACCAUGGCUGCUGAUUCCUGUAGACUAGUAGACUCUCCGGUGCGGCACUGAGCCCAGUGACCCUAACCCAUGAUGCAGCGUAACGGUGGCGGGGUGGGGGCUGGUGGCCAGCCGUGGGUGCUGCGGCGCGUGCGCCUCACCUGGCUCAGCUUCAUGCUCUUCUUCAUCCUGGUCUUCUUCCCGCUCAUUGCCCAUUACUACCUCACCACCAUCGACGAGGCAGGCGGCCCCGACAAGCGCAUCUUCGGCCCUCGGCCCGGCGGUGAGCUGUGCGAAGCCAAGCACGUGCAGGACCUGUGCCGCAUCCGCGAGUCGGUUAGCGAGGAGCUGCUUCAGCUGGAGGCCAAGCGGCAGGAGCUGAACGGGGAGAUCGUCCGACUCAACCUGCGUAUCGAAGCGUGCAAGCGUAGCAUCGACAGUGCCAAGCAGGACCUGCUGCAGUUGAAGAACGUCAUCAGCCAGACGGAGCACUCAUACAAGGAGCUGAUGGCCCAGAACCAGCCCAAGCUCUCGCUUCCCGUGAGGUUAUUACCUGACAAGGACGACCCAGGACUACCCCCGCCCAAGUCUGCCCACGUCUGCCGCCUGCGCUCCUGCUUCGACUACGCCCGCUGCCCGAUGACCUCGGGCUUCCCUGUGUACGUCUACGACACAGCCUCCUACCCCUGGGGUGAGUCCCUGGACCCGCUGGUCAGGCAGGCCUUCGCCACCUCGGUGAGGAGCAGCAUCUAUGUGACGGACAACCCCAGCAUCGCCUGUCUGUAUGUGGUGCUGGUGGGGGAGCUGCAGGAGUCUCCUUCCUCCCCCCUCCCGGUCCCCUCAGCGCUGGAGAAGCAGCUGAAGGCUUUGCCGUACUGGAGGUCUGACGGACACAACCAUCUCCUGGUCCACCUUUCCAGGAAGUCCAUGACACAGAACUUCCUGUACAAUGUGAGCACGGGCCGGGCGGCAGUGGCCCAGUCCACCUUUCUUCAGCAGCAGUACCGCGAGGGCUUUGACCUGGUGGUGUCUCCACUGGUCCACGCCCUCUCUGAGCCCAACUUCCUGGAGGUGCCGCCCCAGGUACCCGUCAAGAGGAAGUACCUGUUUACCUUCCAGGGCGAGAGGGUGGAGUCUCUGAGGAGCAGCCUGCAGGAGGGGCCACCUCAGUCCUUUGAGGAGGAGAUGGAGGGAGACCCGCCAGCCGACUACGACGAUCGCAUCAUCGGAACGCUUAAGGCAGUGCAGGACAGCCGCCUGGAUCGGGUGCUGGUGGAGUUCACCUGUAAGAGCCCGCAGCCCAGCCUGCCCACAGAGUGGGCCCUGUGUGGGGAGAGGGAGGAGCGGCUAGAGAUCCUUAAGGCCUCCACCUUUGCCUUGGUCAUCUCCCCCGGGGACAGUCAACUGAUGGCCUCAGCGGGCAACGGCAUGAGGCUGUUUGAGGCCCUGGAGGUGGGGGCCAUCCCUGUGGUACUGGGGGACCAUGCCAGGCUGCCCUACCAUCAGCUGGUCCACUGGAGCGAGGCGGCCAUUAUGGUGCCCAAGCCCCGCAUCACCGAGCUGCACUUCCUGCUACGCAGCCUAUCAGACAAUGACCUGCUGGCCAUGCGGCGGCAGGGCCGCUUCCUGUGGGAAACCUACUUCUCUACCUCAGAGAACGUCCUGGGCACAAUUCUGGCUAGCGUCCGGACCCGCAUCCAGGUGCCCCCCGCGCCCAUCCACGAGGAACCUGCCCAGGAGAUCCCCCACAAGGCGGGCAAGAUGGCGGGCACGGACGCUAACAUGGGCGACAAUGGCGACCUGGACCUGGGUCCCGUGGAGACGGAGCCACCCUACGCCUCACCACGCUUCCUUCGAAACUUCACCUACACAGCAUCCGACACCUACCAGACCUGGAACCGCGCCCCGGGGCCUUUCCACCUCUUCCCUCACACGCCGCUGGACCCGGUGCUGCCCUCGGAGGCCAAGUUCCUGGGUUCGGGCACGGGCUUCCGCCCCAUUGGCAGUGGCACGGGUGGCUCGGGGAAGGAGUUUCAGGCAGCGCUGGGUGGGAACGUGCCCCGGGAGCAGUUCACCGUGGUCAUGCUGACCUAUGAGAGGGAGGAGGUUCUGAUGAACUCCCUGGAGAGGCUCAACGGGCUGCCUUACCUCAACAAGGUGGUGGUGGUGUGGAACUCCCCCAAGCCUCCUUCAGAUGACCUGCUGUGGCCAGACAUCGGCCUACCCAUCGUGGUGGUGCGCACGGAGAAGAACAGCCUCAACAACCGGUUCCUGCCCUGGGACGUCGUGGAGACGGAAGCCAUCUUGUCCAUCGACGACGACGCCCACCUCCGCCACGACGAGAUCAUGUUUGGGUUCAGAGUGUGGAGGGAGGCCAGGGACCGCAUCGUGGGCUUCCCUGGGAGGUUCCAUGCCUGGGAUGUCAACCACCAGUCAUGGCUCUAUAACUCUAACUACUCCUGUGAACUGUCCAUGGUACUGACUGGCGCCGCCUUCUUUCACAAGUACUAUGCGUACCUGUACUCGUACGUUAUGCCCCAGGCCAUCCGCGACAUGGUGGAUGAGUACAUCAACUGUGAGGACAUCGCCAUGAACUUCCUGGUGUCGCAUAUCACCCGCAAGCCCCCUAUCAAGCCUCCCUUCCACAGACACUCUUAUCCAGAGCGCCACAAGUGCAUCAACUUCUUUGUCAAGGUGUAUGGCUACAUGCCCUUACUCUACACGCAGUUCCGCGUGGACUCUGUGCUCUUCAAGACGCGCCUGCCCCACGACAAGACUAAGUGCUUCAAGUUCAUCUAGCCCAGGGCUAGGCCCAGCUAAGAACGUUGGGCAGAACGGAGCUAGAGACUGAGGAACUCAGGCAGGACGGAAGAGAGAGCAGACAGGACUGGUUCUGAGAAAGAGGGAGGUUUUGGGAUGAGGGCUUAAACCCAGGAAUGGAUGAAUGAGACAGACCACACCUUCACUGGAAGCUGAGAAGAACCUCUGCCAAUCAAGAAGCCUUUUCAUUUUUUUUUAACGUAAUUGUAUUCUUCAUCAUGUCGUUCAUGUGUGUUACAUCAUCAACUACUACAGAUUUAAUUUAGCUUGUUAUGGGCCUGCAGAGAGAAAGAGGAGAGGACGCUGGCAACACUGCCUGUCCAAGGACAAUGACUUAACUUGACUCUGCAAGACAAACUCAAACUGGCAUUGUAAACGGACUGGUUUUAAACUGACACAGGGAGAGAAUGAGACAGUGGACUGUCACGUGGGCCAGCCCUGAGCUCCUGAAUUACUAGCUAGACAACGGACUGGUUUUAAACUGACACAGGGAGAGAAUGAGACAGUGGACUGCCACGUGGGCCAGCCAUGAGCUCCUGAAUUACUAGCUAGACAACGGACUGGUUUUAAACUGACACAGGGAGAGAAUGAGACAGUGGACUGUCACGUGGGCCAGCCAUGAGCUCCUGAAUUACUAGCUAGACAACGGACUGGUUUUAAACUGACACAGGGAAGAAUGAGACAGUGGACUGUCACGUGGGCCAGCCCUGAGCUCCUGAAUUACUAGCUAGACAACGGACUGGUUUUAAACUGACACAGGGAGAGAAUGAGACAGUGGAC